CACAGAGCAGGUCGUUGCGGUGUCAGUGACGGCGGAUCGGUGAUCGGAGCGGACGGACGGCCGGAGAUAUCCAGCAGGGAGCGGAGCUGUGUUCACCCCGGGGCUCGGAGGAAGAUCAACUAAAAAGAGAGCUUGGACGGCAUGCAAAGUUGUGAAAUAUCUUCAGACAGCACUGAUGAUCCUCUUAGUAGUGGCCCACGGAGAAACCGACAACCGCGAAUAGUAAUUAUUGGGGCGGGGCUUGCGGGCCUGUCUGCUGCAAAAUAUCUCCUUGACGGAGGAUUCACAGAUGUCACCAUCCUUGAGGCAUCUGAUCGGAUAGGAGGCAGAGUGCAAAGUCUAACACUUGACCACGCUACAUUUGAACUGGGAGCUACUUGGAUCCAUGGGUCAAAUGGAAACCCCAUCUAUCAUCUAGCAGAAGACAAUGGCUUAUUGGAGGAAACCACCGAUGGAGAGAGAAGUGUUGGUCGCAUCAGCCUUUACUCCAAGAAUGGAGUGGCUCACUACCUCACCGGCAGUGGCCAGAGGAUCCCGAAAGAUUUGGUUGAAGAAUUCAGUGAUCUUUAUAACGAGGUCUAUAACCUGACUCAGGAGUUCUUUCAGUAUGGAAAACCAGUUAACGCAGAAUUUCAAAACAGCGUGGGCGUCUUUACCCGGGAUGUGGUCCAGAAACGUAUCAAGGACGAUCCUGAUGACUCGGAGACCACAAAGAGCCUCAAGCUGGCCAUGAUACAGCAAUAUUUAAAGGUGGAAAGUUGCGAGAGCAGUUCACACAGUAUGGAUGAAGUAUCACUCAGUGAGUUUGGGGAGUGGACGGAAAUUCCUGGUGCCCAUCACGUCAUUCCCUGCGGCUUCAUUAAGAUUGUGGAACUCUUGUCGUCCUCCAUCCCUCAGUCGGUCAUCCAGCUGUGCAAACCCGUCAAAUGCAUCCACUGGAAUCGUUCCAUCCGCAAGCGGAUUGAGGGGGUGGCCGACCACAACAACGACCAGAUGGAGGACAAGGGCUAUCCCGUCUUUGUUGAAUGCGAAGACUACGAGUUCAUUCCUGCUGAUCAUGUGAUCGUUACGAUUUCGCUGGGCGUCUUGAAGAAAUUCCACGAGACACUGUUCCACCCACGCCUCCCGGAAGAUAAAGUUAUGGCAAUUGAGAAGCUAGGGAUCAGCACCACCGACAAGAUCUUCCUGGAAUUCGAAGAGCCGUUCUGGAGUCCGGAGUGUAACAGCAUCCAGUUCGUCUGGGAGGACGAGGCAGAAAGUGAGAGCUUGACGUAUCCAGAGGACUUGUGGUAUAAGAAGAUCUGCAGCUUCGACGUGUUGUACCCUCCGGAGCGAUACGGUUAUGUGCUUAGCGGUUGGAUCUGUGGGGAGGAGGCGUUGAUCAUGGAGAAAUGCGAUGACGAGACUGUUGCCGAAACCUGCACUGAACUGUUGAGAAAAUUUACAGGGAAUCCGAACAUUCCAAAACCUCGCCGUAUCCUGAGGUCCUUCUGGGGCAGUAACCCGCACUUCUUCGGCUCCUAUUCCUACACCCAGGUUGGCUCCAGCGGGGCAGAUGUGGAGAAAUUGGUGAAGCCGCUGCCUUAUACAGAGAGCUCCAAAACUGCUCCCAUGCAGGUGAUGUUUUCUGGAGAGGCCACCCAUCGAAAGUAUUACUCCACCACCCACGGUGCUUUGCUCUCUGGCCAGAGGGAAGCGGCCCACCUUGCCGAAAUGUACCAAGAUCUCCUCCUGCCAUGCAAAAACUGAGCGAGCUCCAGUGAUUAAAGAACCAUGUCACUUGUGACUCCUGCCAGUGUGUGUUUUUAUCUUUUUUUUUUUUUUUUUUUAUUUCCUUUUUUCUUUUCUUUUUUUUUUUUUUUUUAAAUCUUAAUAGAACAAUUUUUAACUUUGUAAGAAAAAUCCUAACUGUUUUACAUCAUGAGAGGUCUGUAGCAGAACCAUGUACUGUAUUGUUAAUUUGGGGGGGGGGGGCUCCGCAGUCCUUUUCAUGUUUUGUGUUGGUUACUGUUUGCACACUUGGUGCCUUUUUUUGAAUUCUUUAUUUCUCUGUAUUGUAAGUGCCUUCUAUGACAAAUACUACAAAAACGUUCAAUAAAAGAAUAUCAGGUCGAACAGC
Messenger RNA from Rana temporaria (common frog), 2119 nucleotides. RefSeq names its product spermine oxidase (gene SMOX). NCBI's taxonomy places the organism in Eukaryota, Metazoa, Chordata, Amphibia, Anura, Ranidae. The record is from RefSeq and is a predicted model, not a curated record. Bases 142 to 1749 code for a protein of 535 amino acids. Gene Ontology annotation, molecular function: polyamine oxidase activity. The transcript is spliced from 7 exons.